This is a messenger RNA of Debaryomyces fabryi, 1809 nucleotides long. RefSeq names its product putative ferric-chelate reductase. Gene Ontology annotation, cellular component: plasma membrane. The transcript has a single exon. The record is from RefSeq and is a predicted model, not a curated record. NCBI's taxonomy places the organism in Eukaryota, Fungi, Ascomycota, Pichiomycetes, Serinales, Debaryomycetaceae. Bases 1 to 1809 code for a protein of 602 amino acids. Gene Ontology annotation, biological process: copper ion import; iron ion transport; intracellular iron ion homeostasis. Gene Ontology annotation, molecular function: ferric-chelate reductase activity.
AUGAGUUUCUUUAAGCGUGAUGUAACAUAUAAUGGUAUGGACUGUUUGAAAGAUGUCAACAUGCCAGCAUACGAAAGUGCUCACAUGCAACUGCAAGCUGAAGUUCCUUGGGCAGAUCAAACCAAUUACGCAAAGUACACAGUUUAUUUUGGAGUGGUCAUAAUAUUUAUUGCAUUUGUUAAAAAUAUAUGGUACAGAUACCUGGAUUAUACUUACAAAAAGAAGUCGAAGGGUGGGAAUUCAUUUGUCAAUGUAUUGGCUUCAUAUUUUAGGUUUGUCGGAUAUAAACAAGUUCCAGGAAAAAUAUGCUAUUAUACAUCGUUGCCAGCAUCGAUUGGAUCUACACUCUUUUUAAUGGCAUCUACUAUCUAUUUAUUUUGUUACUGCUUGGUACCACAUUUUUGGUACAGGGGAUGCCGUGGGUUUGGUUCACCUCCAUUAGCUGUGAGGGCAGGAAUAAUGGCAACAGCAUUGACUCCAUUCGUAUAUGUGUUAUCUGGAAAGUCGAAUAUGAUUACGUUUUUAACAGGCAUAAGUUAUGAAAAACUUAACGUAUUUCACCAAUAUGUUGGUUUUGCAGCCUUUGUGUUGUCGGUAAUCCAUACAAUUCCCUUUAUUUACCAAGAUAUAAGAGAAGGUGGAGCUGCGAACUUACAUAUUAAUUUCACCUCGGACUUUGCCUACUAUAGUGGGAUUCCACCUUUGAUCUUACUUGGAUUAUUAUGUGUGUUGUCAAAAGCAUGGUUCAGAAAAGUUUGCUAUGAAGGAUUUCUUCAUUUACAUUGGAUGUUUGGAAUUGCGUACUUUGGUACAUUGUGGUGGCAUAUUGAUAAUACUUUGGGAAUGCAAGGUUACAUGUAUGGUGCAUUAGCAUUUUGGGCAACUCAAAUCAUAUAUCGUAUUUUAGUCAAAACUACAUUCAGACCUAAUUCUUUAUUCAUGAAACCAAGAAGGGCUGAAUUGAGUAAAUUAGGCGCCGAUGCAUAUGAAAUUUCUGUCACUGGAGAACAUCUUAAAUGGAAGCCUGGCCAACACUGCUUUCUUAGGUUUGUUGGCACGAGAAUACUCGACAACCAUCCAUUUUCAGUAUGCUCGAUAUUGAGCGAAGAUAAUAGAUUGAAAUUCAUAGUUAUUCCAAAGAAAGGGUUGACUAAGCAGUUACAUGCUGAAUUAGACAACUAUGCAAUAACGAACAAGAAAGUAUUCUUAGAUGGUCCAUACGGAGGUACAGUAAGAGAUUCAUCGUCAUUUGAUAAUACCAUAUUAAUGACAACUGGAAGUGGUGUAACAGCCACAUUACCUUUUUUAUCCACGAUUGCUAAUGAAAUUCAACAAGCAAAGAAAGAUAAUAAGCCAUUAAUAUGCAGAAAAAUAAACUUCAUCUGGAUCAUUCGUCGAUAUGAGGACUUGAGCUGGAUAGAGACAGAGUUAAAUAGAUGUCUUGGAAUUGCCGGAGAUUACAUACAUGCCGAUAUUUACGUAUGUCAAGAUGGAAAUGAGCAACAACAAACUUCUCAAGAAAUCAAAGCAAGUAAGAGUUCGCUGGAGAUUGAGAAAACCAUAGAAGCAAGAAGCACAGCAAGCGAUGGUAUCAAUUUGCACUAUUUCAAGCCAUACAUACCUGACAUUUUGUUCAAUCUUUCUCGCACACUUGGAAGACGAAACAUGGUAGUAUGCUCUGGUAGUGAUUCUACAAAAAAUGAGACAUCCCGUACCAUAUCCAGCUUACAAGCUCUAAUUUUCAACAACGAUAUCAAUAACCUAGGUAUCGAAGAAAUUUAUCUUCAUACAGAGUCUUUUGGCUGGUAG